Dinoponera quadriceps is the source of this 1898-nucleotide messenger RNA. It is a transcript of the gene Gos28, whose product is annotated as Golgi SNAP receptor complex member 1. Bases 177 to 878 code for a protein of 233 amino acids. The transcript is spliced from 6 exons. Lineage: Eukaryota; Metazoa; Arthropoda; Insecta; Hymenoptera; Formicidae. Gene Ontology annotation, biological process: vesicle fusion; endoplasmic reticulum to Golgi vesicle-mediated transport. The record is from RefSeq and is a predicted model, not a curated record. Gene Ontology annotation, molecular function: SNAP receptor activity. Gene Ontology annotation, cellular component: Golgi membrane; cis-Golgi network; Golgi medial cisterna.
UUGUACUCGUCAGUUCUCGUUUGCACUGGUUCAGUCCUCGUGCAAUUCGAGUUCAGCUAUAAAGAACAAACCUCAUAUGUGGGAAAACCUUCAUCGUGCAUUCUGAAUAUCGAUGACGAAUAUAAAGAAAUGUUUAUGUGGUGAUAAAUUCGAAAGUGAUCUGUGAUUCGCGAUAAAUGGCUAGCUCGUUGGGCGCAAUCGAUUGGGAAGGAUAUCUGAGAAAGCAGGCGAGACACCUGGAGAAUGAAAUCGAUGCUAAGUUAGUGGCAUUUAGCAAACUAGGCAUAAAUGCCGGCGCUAGACAUGUCAACUCAGACGAAGUACCCCUCUUGGAUGAGGAGCACGUGUUCGAAAACAUGGCCUCGGAAAUAGAGACAUUGCUCUCUAAAUUAUUCUCUAUAAAUGAGAGGAUGAGUGAGUUACAGCCAAAUGGAGCAGCAAUGUUACAUACGAUGCAACGUCAUAAAGAGAUAUUGAAGGACUAUAAACUAGAAUUCAAUAAAAUUAGGAAUAAUUUUGCGGCUAGGAAAGACCGCGAAGAUCUCCUGGGCAGCGUUCGCAAGGAAAUAGACAAUUACAAGAGCGCUAGCGGACUGAAUCGACGAGAGAUGUAUCUUAAGGAAAAUCAACAUAUUCAUAACUCGGACCGAUUGAUCAAUGAUCAGAUAAGCAUAGCAAUGGAGACACGAGAUCACCUAAUGACGCAAAGACAGGCGUUCAAACGUAUACGAACCAGAUUCAACGACAUCUCAAAUCGAUUCCCGGCGGUGAAUAGUCUGCUGCAAAGGAUAAAUCUACGUAAAAGAAGAGAUUCCGUUAUACUUGGCCUCGUCAUCGGAGUUUGCACGUUUCUGAUGCUUCUGUAUGCCUUCCAUUAGAACCCAUCAGGCAUACGGAUACUAAUGAAAAACAAUACCAAUACUUCCAUCCUCCUCAAAUAACACUCAUGGGAAUAUAUAUACAUUUUUAGAAGUAUCUCAAGAUGAUAAUAAGCACGUAGAGUAUUUUAGCUAUUUAGGAUGAGCGAGGUUGUAUAUGUGCGUAUAUCGCGUGAAUGUCGAGUAGGAUUCCUCUUUUCUCUCCCUUUUCCCCCUUCGCUUCUUCUCCACCUACUUGCAAUCGAAGUGAAGAAAGUUUAUCUGUACAGUUUUUUUAUACCGAGAUAAAAAGCGUGGACACGUGAUAUAAGCGAAGGGUCAGUCCACAUUUGACAUGUUAACUUAAUAAACGUUAAAGUAUAUGUAAUUUCCUUUUUUUUUGUAUCAAUGAUCCGACUCUCAACCUUCGAUAAAGAGGAGAAAAAAUCUCGAGCUACAAUUUACCUACAUCUCGUUUAUAUCAAUUACAGGAGUCUCCUUUUUAGCGAACGCGUAACUGUUAUCAAAAUAAUGUGCACACUUUGCGAUAAAACCAUUGUAUUUCGUACUUGUAUAAACUAAUUUUCUUUUUUACGAUUUGCACCACGCAACACAUUUCGAAAUAACAUGAAUAAAAAAAAAAAGAAGACCGAUCAGUCGUCGAGUUCUCAAACGAGAAAGCAUUUUGAUAGAUCAACUCUGAGGGAACGAAAAUUGAGAAAAGUUUCCGGGCCGCGAUGGGGAUGAUGGAGGGAACAUCGUCGUCGUUUGGAUAAGAAUUAUUAAUUUUACAUACACAGAGACAUUUAUACAUGUAUAUAUACACGCACACUCGUUCACGAAAACGUUCGUGAAUCCAUGAGAACACAGCACAUUACGAAAAAGGAAUCGUCUCACUAAGAAAGCGUGACGCCUGUUUCCACGUGCAACUAGAUACCGCAUUUACGAUACCACGCCAGCAAAUAGGAACUCAAGCGAGAUUAAUUGUAAAAAUAUCCAAUACAACACGCGUGCUGUUUUUAUACGAAGCACGCUCCGUUU